Molecule: messenger RNA, 3573 nt
Organism: Gadus morhua (Atlantic cod)
Lineage: Eukaryota; Metazoa; Chordata; Actinopteri; Gadiformes; Gadidae
Product: protein FAM110A
Exons: 2
Coding region: 498-2120 (540 amino acids)
Source: RefSeq, a predicted model, not a curated record
GAAAGGUAAAGAAGAGAUACAGAGAGAGGAGAUGGAGAGGGGAGGAGCGGGAAGAGGCAAGCAGGGGGUUCGAAAGUGCCCAAGGGGUCAUGUGACUACGGGGAGGGUCCUACUUCCUGCUUCUCAGCCCCUCUUCCUGGUUCCCCGUAAAGGGGGAGGAAGUGGGCGGAGUCGAGCCUGGGAGAGGGAGGGAUAUAUCAUGCCUGGGGAGAGCGAGAGAGGCAGGCCCCCGGUUCAUUCACACACAGACGCACAGAGGGACGCACGCACACAGCAGGUAGAAGCAGCUGUCUCUCUCCGGCUUUGCUACGUACCGCGCUGUAGCGCUCCACAGCUCUCUGCUGUUCUGGGUUCUACUCCUGGUUCUGCUGUUCUGACGUUCCGGCUCUUUGUUUACACCACGUUUUUUUUUUGGGUGUUCUUCAGAUUUUGGAGAACUUUUCCUCUCCUGAGGACUGGACUGGAAACCAGGACACACAUCUGUUAGCCCCUGCACAAUGCCGGUGGAGACCCUGUUCCCGUCGUCGGGGGGCGUGUCCUCCAUGCCCUUCCGCCUCCUCAACAAAGGCCCCGCCUACUUCCGGCGCCCGCUGGCGGAGCCCGGCUCGCGGCGCCUGAGCGCCGUGGAGCGGCUGGAGGCGGACAAGGCCAAGUACGUCAAGAGCCAGCAGGUGGUGCUGACGCGGCAGGCGCCCGUCAAGCCCCCCCACUGCGGCUCCGCCCUCAACAACACCGCCGGCGACUCCCCCAAGACCCCCAUCAUCCGCAAGCCCCUGCUCACGCCCGCCAUGCGCGGCCAGAUAGCCACGCCCCCGGCCCGCAAGCUCCCACGCCGACCAAUCACGGCGGAGACGGGAGUGGGAGGAGGAGGAGGAGGAGGGAAUGUGGGCGGGACGGGCGGGAGGAGAGGCCCCGCCCUCAACCUGGAGAUCCUCAACAACCUCAUCAACAACGUCAGCGACGUCGGCCACGCCCCCGUCACCGCCGUCCCCACCUGCCGCUCCUCCCUCCCCUCCUGCUCCUCGUCCUCCUCCGCCUCCUCCUCCUCCUCGCCCUCCCCGUCGGGCUCCUCCCCCUCCCCGUCAGGCUCCUCCCCCUCGUCGGGCACCAAGAGCAUCGGCAGCAGCCUGUCAGCGGAGCCCCACCUCCUGCUGCUCAACAACCUCAAGGCCAUCAACACCACCUCCUCCUCCACCUCCUCCUCCAAGCCCCUCAACACCACCUCCUCCACCUCCUCCUCCAAGCCCCUCAACACCUCCUCCUCCACCUCCUCCUCCAAGCCCCUCAACACCACCUCCUCCACCUCCUCCUCCAAGCCCCUCAACACCUCCUCCUCCCUCUCCUCCUCCUCCACCUCCUCCCCGCUCGACAACAGAAACAACGACAGCCAGCAGCCCCCCCCAGUCCCCGUGCGGGCCCCCCGCGUGGCCACCCCGCCCUACCCCCACCCCCACCCCCACCCCAUGGCGGUGCGGCGCGUCGACGUGCGUCCGCCCGCCGCCCUCCGGACCUUCCCCCCCCGCCCGGCCCUCCUCCUCAAGCCCCUCCUCCCCCUGCGGCAGACCGCCCAGCCCCAGGCCCCGCCCACCCUGCCGCCCCCCCCGCCCCCACCACACCGGACGUCCUCCGCCUCCUCCUCCACCUCGCCCUCGUCCCGCCUGGGGGCCCCGCCCCCGCCUUACCCGCCGCCGUCGCCCGCCUUCACGCGGCUCUCCAACGCCAGCUCGUCGCGGAAGCCGCCGGCGCCGGCGCUCCACCGCUCCAAGUCGGACCUGAGCGACCGCUACUCGCGCGCCACGGCCGACCUGGAGCGCUUCUUCAACUACUGCGGGCUGGACCGCGGCGAGGUGGAGGCGCUGGGCGGCGUGGAGCGCUUCGGCCGCGCCAACUCCGACAUCGUGUCCGUGUCCAAGCUGCGCAGCGUCAGCACGCCCAGCUCCGAGUGCGAGGGCGAGGGCGGGGGCGAGGGGGGCGGCGGCGGCGGCGGCGGCGGGGAGGGGCCGGGCGUGGAGCGGGCGCCGUACGGGAUCUCGGUGAUCGAGAGGAACGCCCGCGUCAUCAAGUGGCUCUACGGCAUCCGCCAGGCCCGGGACGCGGCGCACGCCGUCUCCAACGUGUAGACCGGGGGGGGAGACGGGGGGGGGGGGGCGCGAAAGGGGGGAGGGAGAAGGGUGAGGACCAAAGACAUGGACUUGGAUCCAUGAGAGACUGGCUGGACCGGAACAGAGACCGGACCGGAUCAGAGACCGGUACGGAGACUGGAGACCGGAUCAGAUACCGGAACAGAGACCGGACCAGAUCAGAGACCGGACCGGAUCAGACACCUGACUGGACCAGAUCAGCGACCGGAGACCAGAGACUGGACCGGAUUAGCAACUGGACCGGACCGGAACAGAGAACCGGACCGGACCGGAAUCCGGACCCGUCUGCUCCGUUCAAACCAAUCAUAUUUAUUUACGAAGCUGGAGAGACUCUUGAGGGCCCCGGACCUUGGGAUAUAAUAUAUACACACGGUUUAAAUGUAUAUAUAUAUCCACACAUCUAUAUUUUUGUCUUUGUAUGCGUGGGUCGGCAGAGCGGCGGUGCGUGACAUCACGGCCAACGAGGCAGGCCAUUGGCCGAGGAUGGACACUCUUUGUUUACCUCCGGACGGCUACUCUGUGAGGACAAAAAGGACACUUUUUUUUACAUUUUACUAGACGUAUACGAGUAUUGAAGUACAAAAGCAAUAAUAGACGGAUGACGAUGAUGUUGCGGGUGAUGAUGAUGAUGAAGUAGUUGUACUUUUUGUAGUCCCUGAUGUCAUGGUACUGUGUGUGUGUGUGUGUUUGUGUGCAUGGAAGUAUAUGUGUGUGUGCGUGUAUGUGUGUUUGUGUGCAUGGAAGUAAAAGAGAAAUUCACAUCUAAGCUAUAAACGAUGCAUGAAGACAACACAACUCGCCAUUUUUACAUAGAGAGACAUUAUACUGUGAAAACACGCACACAAACACACACACUCGCAGACACACACACACACACACACACACACACACACACAGCCGUUGCGUGGGUCUUACGGCUGUAAGACUGUUGUGUGAACUUCUGUCGGCAUGCAAACCAAGAGUUUGUUGGUUUACGCACACAUUCACAUUUUCAUCUCAACAAAGAGCACAGUAGCAAUGAAUCACUGCCUAUCACACAACACACUCGCGCACACACACACACACCACACACAGUUUGGUGUGAUUCCAGGGCAGUGGGUUGGAUGAGCUGGAUGAGAAUGGGCGAUCACAUGACCAGGUCACAUGACCCGGUCCAUGAGGUGUGUGCGUCGGCGUGUGUGUGACUAAGAACGAGGAGGAGGAGGAGCUUUCAGAACACUUCUCAGGAACACGUUUGAAGACUGACUCCUAUUUUAUUUAUUUUAAAGAAGCAAUAAAGUUUGUUGUUUUUUUCUGAAAACGGUAUGGUUGUGUGUGCAGAAGUGGAUCUCGUUGUUUUCCGUCUCCUGUGGACAAAACGCCCAAAGUGUAAACGGCACUGACGGAAAAAAACUGGAAUUGCGAACACAAUAAAGGCACCAGUCACAGCUUG